CGGGUCUCCCGGCCGACCGAGGUGGCGGCGGCGAGGAGGCGGCAGCAUAACGUCGGUUCUGCAGAUUCGGUUCCUCCGGCUUCGUUUUCUCUCUCUACCCCACCCCACCUCCGGUAAUUCCCUUGGCCGGGAGGAGUCCAACCCUCGAGGGAGCUGCCGAGAACCUCGUUUUCUCCGCUUCCUCUCCCCAGACCCUGGUAGGACGCUGAAGAAUGAGGCUGAAGCCAGGAGGCAACGGAGCCUCGUCGAAACCCUGUCGGACUUGAAAAGGGCAGCACCUACCCUCCCCCAACCCCACUCUCCCCGCCGCCCCCAACCCCAAAGGAGGACCUUCUCCUUGCAGCUGACAGAGACCGUCAAAUUUCUGAUUGCUUUGCUCAUCAGGGGCACCCAGACGACCGCACUACUGCCUCUUCCUCCUCCUCCUCCUCCUCCUCGGAUUCGCCCUUCCCGGCUGGUUCGGGAUCUGGCAGGAAAAAAAAAAGACGGCAAAGUGACGAGAAGCACCCAUCCGGCUCCGCCUGGAUCCCAAUGGGGCGAGAAGAACCGACUCAGCUGCCCGGCUGGGAGCGGACGACGCCCGCCCGGUUUUGAAGCCCGUUUCUUUUUCAUCUGCACCCCUGCUCCGCCCAUGGCCAGCGGGGUUUGACGCCUGACAGCGCUCCCGCUUCCCUCAGCAUCUUUCCUUCUGCCACUUGCUCGGAGCGGGGUCUGCUGGCCGGAGGAUGGACGAGGAUGUUCCGAGAGGAGCCGAGGAGCAGGAUCCUGAGGAGGACCCCCACUCCAAAACCUUCGUCCGCCUUAACGAUCUCUCCGGAGAUGGAGGUCGCUCGGGUUCCGGGGACAAAGAGAAAGAGAAAGAUCCAGGCAGUGGGGACUCGGACGGGGAAGCGCUCCCUUAUCCCGCCCUGGCCCCGACCGUCUUCUUCUACCUGAGCCAGCACAGUCGCCCGAGGAGCUGGUGCCUGAAGAUGGUGUGUAACCCCUGGUUUGAAAGAAUGAGUAUGCUGGUAAUUCUCCUGAACUGUGUCACUUUGGGAAUGUUCCACCCUUGCGAAGACAUGGGCUGCGACUCUCCACGCUGCAAGAUACUCCAGAGUUUUGAUGAUUUUAUCUUUGCCUUCUUUGCGGUGGAAAUGAUAAUCAAGAUGAUUGCCUUGGGAAUUUUUGGGAAGAAGUGCUACCUGGGAGACACGUGGAAUCGUCUGGAUUUUUUUAUAGUUUUAGCUGGCAUGCUGGAAUACUCUUUGGACUUGCAGAAUGUCAGUUUCUCAGCUGUUCGGACAGUCAGGGUACUCCGGCCUUUGAGAGCCAUUAACAGAGUUCCUAGUAUGCGAAUCCUGGUCACCCUUCUUUUGGACACACUUCCAAUGUUGGGGAAUGUCCUCCUUCUCUGUUUCUUUGUCUUCUUCAUCUUUGGUAUUGUUGGAGUCCAGCUUUGGGCAGGGCUGCUUAGGAACCGCUGCUUUCUACCUGAAAACUUCAGUCUGCCUUACACAUUGGAGCUGGAAUCCUACUAUCAGACAGAGAAUGAAGAUGAAAGCCCUUUUAUCUGCUCCCAACCUCGAGAAAAUGGGAUGCGGGAUUGCCGCAGUGUUCCCAUACGGAGGGAGGAAGGCCUGGUGUGCACUCUGAACUAUUAUUCCUACAAUGACACCAGCAACACCUCUUGUGUCAACUGGAACCAAUAUUACACAAACUGUUCUGCCGGGGAGCACAACCCUUUCAAAGGAGCUAUCAAUUUUGAUAACAUCGGAUAUGCAUGGAUUGCAAUAUUUCAGGUCAUCACCCUGGAGGGCUGGGUAGAUAUCAUGUACUUCGUCAUGGAUGCUCAUUCCUUCUACAACUUCAUCUAUUUCAUUCUCCUGAUCAUUGUGGGCUCUUUCUUCAUGAUAAAUCUCUGCCUUGUGGUCAUAGCAACCCAGUUCUCAGAGACCAAGCAGCGAGAGAGCCAGCUAAUGAAAGAGCAGCGAAUCCGCUACCUCUCCAACGCAAGCACGUUGGCUAGCUUUUCGGAGCCAGGAAGCUGUUACGAUGAACUCCUCAAAUACCUUGUCUAUGUCCUUCGGAAGGCCGGCAAGCAAGUGAUGGAAACUUGUUGGACCACAGGGGUAAAGAUGGGCUUCCUCUCCAGCCCAAGCAGUAAGAAUAGCGCAGAGAGACAACCGUGCAAACAUCGUCCACGGAAAAGGUCAUCAGUACAUCACCUCAUUCACCAUCACCAUCACCAUCAUCACCACUAUCACCUAGGCAAUGGAAGCCUACGGGCCCCACGAGCCAGUCCAGAAAUUAGUGAUGUGGAAACCAGCUCCCUUCACAAUGGUGCCAAUCGGUUGAUGCUUCCAUCAGUAGUCAAUCCUUCUCACAUGGCACCUGGCAACACAGAAUCUGUUCACAGUAUCUACCAUGCAGACUGCCAUUUUGAGCCAAUUCAUUGUCAAUCAUCUCUCUCUCAGACUGGUCUCAGUUUGCCGGGACCUGAGGUGCUUCCCAGUACUGUAGUUGGCAGCAAGGUUUACCCAACAGUACACCCAAGUAGCUCCCACGAGCUCCUCAAAGAUAAAGGUUUGCCAGAGUCCACAUUGAACCCUGGGGCUAGCAUGCUGAUGAAUCUUAACAUCCCACCAGGGCCUUAUAGUCCGAUGCAGAAGAUAUUGGAAACACAGAGCACUGCAUUUCCACCAAGCUACAUCUCAGGGACAACAGGUCCCUGUCAAAGUUCCUGCAAGAUUUCCAACAAAGGGGGAAAACCUGAUAAUAUUUGCAGCCCAGAAAGUUGUCCCUAUUGCACGAAAACUUUGGCUAACAAUCCAGAGCAGAAGGAUCAUGAGGCUGGAGACUCCGAUAGCGAUGCGGUAUACGAAUUCACCCAGGAUGCUCACUACGGUGACCAGCGAGACCCUAAGCCCCAGAAAGCUCAGGGAAGAAAAACACGGAAACUUCUAGCCUUCUGGAAGGUGGUUUGUGAGACAUUUCGGAAGAUUGUGGAUAGCAAAUACUUUGGCCGUGGCAUCAUGAUCGCUAUCUUGAUCAAUACCCUCAGCAUGGGCAUUGAAUAUCACGAGCAGCCAGAAGAACUCACCAAUGCUCUGGAAAUCAGCAAUAUUGUGUUUACUAGCCUCUUUGCCCUAGAGAUGCUUCUGAAGCUUCUUGUGUAUGGGCCUUUUGGUUACAUCAAAAAUCCCUACAAUAUCUUCGAUGGAAUCAUUGUAGUAAUCAGUGUGUGGGAGAUUGUUGGACAGCAAGGUGGAGGCUUGUCUGUUUUAAGAACCUUCCGUCUUAUGCGAGUUCUAAAACUGGUCCGGUUUAUGCCUGCUCUUCAACGCCAAUUAGUGGUCCUCAUGAAAACAAUGGACAAUGUGGCCACCUUCUGUAUGUUACUGAUGCUCUUCAUCUUUAUCUUCAGUAUCCUUGGGAUGCAUCUCUUUGGGUGUAAGUUUGCCUCAGAGAGAGAUGGAGACACUCUCCCUGAUAGGAAGAAUUUUGAUUCCUUACUCUGGGCCAUUGUUACUGUUUUCCAGAUUCUGACCCAGGAAGACUGGAAUAAAGUCCUCUACAAUGGCAUGGCUUCUACCUCUUCCUGGGCUGCUCUCUACUUCAUAGCCCUCAUGACAUUUGGAAAUUACGUUCUCUUUAAUUUGUUGGUUGCUAUCUUGGUGGAAGGCUUUCAGACGGAGGGGGAUGCUACUAAGUCCGAUUCUGAGGGGGAACUUUUCCCCCAUAGUUUGGAAGAAGAAUGUGGACUUAAGAAAAAUUUUUCAAAUCCAGCUUUGAUGUCUCUUUGUGACCAUCCAGAGCUAAAGAAGAGCUUGACUCCCCCACUUAUCAUUCACACAGCUGCUACACCCAUGUCCAUGCCAAAAAGUGCCAUUUAUGGAGAAGUGGCUCAGGACUAUGGUUCCCGAAGAGCUAGUGGCAUCUCCAUGGAUCCUAAUACAUUUGAUCUCAAAUCCCCGGUCAGUGCCCGGAGUUCUCCACAUAGCCCAUGGAGCGCAGGAAGUAGCUGGAACAGCCGCAGGUCGAGCUGGAACAGCAUUGGGCGGGCACCUAGCUUGAAACGCCGUACAAACCAGAGCAGUGAGCAUAAAUCACUUUUGUCUGGGGAUGGGAAGCACAGUUCAGAGGAAGGGGAAAGUUCGGAUGAAGAGCAAUCCAGCAGGACUGGGAGCAUCAAUGGCUCUAUACCUCACCGCAUGGAGUCACUAGAAACCAAAGGCUCCUUUGACUUCCAAGAUACCCUGCAGGUGCCUUCUCUUUACCGGACUAGCAGCAUCCAUAGUAGCCACAGCUCUGCGGCAGACUACAAUGGCAAAGCCACCUCAAGAGUCUUGAUUCAGCAACUUCAUUUGGAUGAUCCGCUCCCAGAAUGUGACGACCCGGAUGAUGAAGGCAAUUUAAGUAAAAAGGAUCGCAUGAAGGCUUGGAUAAGGGCACGCCUCCCUUCCUGGUGCAAGGAGAGGGAUUCCUGGUCUGUCUACAUCUUUGCUCCUCAAUCUAAAUUCCGUGUCGUAUGCAAUAAAAUCAUUUCCCACAAGAUGUUUGAUCACAUCGUCUUGGUUAUCAUUUUCCUGAACUGUAUCACCAUUGCAAUGGAGCGUCCCAAAAUUGAGCCCCACAGUGCUGAACGGAUUUUCCUCACUCUCUCCAACUAUAUUUUCACAGCAGUGUUCUUGGCUGAAAUGACCAUAAAGGUGGUGGCUCUGGGCUUGUUCUUCGGAGAGAAGGCCUACUUGCAAAGCAGUUGGAACGUGCUGGAUGGGGUACUAGUCCUCAUCUCUAUGGCUGACAUCCUGGUUUCAAUGGUUUCUGAUAGUGGAACAAAAAUCCUUGGAAUGCUAAGAGUUUUAAGGCUUUUGCGGACUCUUAGGCCAUUAAGGGUCAUCAGUCGAGCACAAGGGCUGAAGUUGGUUGUGGAAACCCUGAUGUCCUCCCUGAAACCCAUUGGAAACAUUGUUGUGAUUUGCUGUGCUUUUUUCAUCAUUUUUGGCAUCUUGGGAGUCCAGCUGUUCAAGGGGAAGUUUUUUGUCUGCCAAGGGGAAGACACAAGGAACAUUACCAACAAGUCAGACUGUGCAGAAGCCAACUAUAAAUGGAUCCGGCACAAGUAUAAUUUUGAUAAUCUUGGCCAGGCUUUAAUGUCUUUAUUUGUUCUGGCGUCUAAAGACGGGUGGGUGGACAUCAUGUAUGAUGGAUUGGAUGCUGUAGGAGUAGACCAACAGCCAGUCAUGAACUAUAACCCUUGGAUGCUCCUCUACUUUAUCUCCUUCCUGCUGAUCGUUGCCUUCUUUGUGCUCAACAUGUUUGUGGGGGUUGUGGUGGAGAAUUUCCAUAAAUGUCGUCAGCAUCAGGAAGAAGAAGAAGCCAAGAGACGGGAAGAGAAGAGGCUCAAACGCCUGGAGAAAAAGAGAAGGAAUCUAAUGCUGGAUGAUGUAAUAAUGGACAGCUCAGCCAGUGCAGUGCCAGAAGCACAGUGUAAACCAUACUACUCUGAUUAUUCUCGUUUCCGACUUCUGAUUCACCAAAUGUGCACCACCCAUUAUCUGGAUUUAUUCAUCACAGGUGUGAUUGGCCUCAAUGUCAUCACCAUGGCCAUGGAGCAUUACCACCAGCCCAAGAUUCUUGAGGAAGCUCUGAAGAUCUGCAAUUACAUUUUCACAAUCAUCUUUGUCAUGGAAUCAGUUUUCAAGCUCAUUGCAUUUGGCUUUCGUCGGUUCUUUCAAGAUAGAUGGAAUCAAUUAGACCUAGCAAUUGUUCUCUUGUCCAUCAUGGGGAUCACGUUGGAAGAGAUUGAGGUGAAUGCAUCACUGCCCAUCAACCCUACCAUUAUCCGCAUUAUGAGGGUCCUCAGGAUUGCUCGAGUGUUAAAAUUGCUGAAGAUGGCUGUAGGGAUGAGAGCUCUUCUGGAUACAGUCAUGCAAGCACUGCCUCAGGUGGGGAAUCUAGGUCUCCUCUUCAUGUUGUUGUUUUUCAUAUUUGCAGCUCUUGGAGUGGAGCUGUUUGGGGACCUUGAAUGUGAUGACACCCAUCCCUGCGAGGGUUUAGGGAGGCAUGCAACAUUUCGCAACUUUGGAAUGGCUUUCCUCACACUCUUCCGGGUAUCCACAGGAGACAAUUGGAAUGGGAUAAUGAAGGACACAUUGCGGGACUGCGAUGAGGAAUCCACCUGUUACAACACCGUCAUCUCGCCUAUCUACUUCGUCUCUUUUGUGCUGACAGCCCAGUUUGUCCUGGUGAAUGUGGUGAUUGCUGUCCUGAUGAAGCACCUGGAGGAGAGCAACAAGGAAGCUAAAGAAGAAGCAGAACUGGAACUGGAGUUGGAAAUGGAAAUGAAGACAAUCACACCGGGCGUGCAGCCACCUGACUCUUUCAUGUGGACAAGCAGUAACACAGGAGAACGGCCUGAGAGUCCUGGAGGAUACACCAACCCCAUGCAAAUCAAAGUGAAUUCUCAGCUGUCUGUGGUUCAUCCUAUGGAAAGACACUUGUUUGAUACCAUAUCACUGCUGAUCCAGGAAUCUCUGGAAGGAGAGUUGAAGCUGAUGGACAACCUGUCAGGCUCUGUAUGCCAUCAUUAUGCCCUUCCAACUACUGAUACUUACAACCCUGAGAAACAGAUCCCUCUAGCUGAGAUGGAGGCUUUGUCUCUGACGUCAGAUAUUCUCUCUGAAAAUUCCUGGUCCUUAGCUCUGACGGAUGACUCUUUACCUGAUGAUAAUAACACACUCUUACUUAAUGCCCUGGAGAGCAAUACUGAUCUUCCUUCCAUUAAUGACCCACUGAUUCUCUCAUCAAACCAGGAUCUGCUAAGAGUAGGGAAGACUUCUGUGGGCCGCACUCACUCUCUGCCGAAUGACAGUUAUAUGUUUCAGGCUCCAGAUGCUGGCCCCUAUGAUGCUUCCUUGGGAGAAAAAAAAUCAUCUCAUCAAAAAUCUCAAUCAGGGUCAACCACGUCAGUGCAGUCUCAGCCUGCAAGCACUGAUGCUGCUCUGCGCAUUGCAAGAAAUCGAUUCCACCGUCUCAAGCCCCAAUACAAUCUUGGCUGGGAAAGCAAACCCAAUGUUGCUCCACCUAUGCAUUCUCCAUGUGCAGAACGCUUACUUCGCCGACAGAUGGCCAUACGGAACGACUCUUCGGAUACUCCUAGUUCAGAAAGCAGAGAGAACCUCCAGGCUGAGGUGAGUGAGCUCUCUGAUUCCAAUUUGUCAGCCCCGUCAACUGAGGACCUUUCUAUCACUUUGACAUCCUCGGAAGCAAGAGAGUCUGCCAGCUGGGCCCGAUCCAGUGUUCACACUCAGCAACAUUCCCGCAACCAAUAUAACAUCUCCAAGCAUGUUCCAGAUUUGUGUGCCUGUACAGACUCUCUUCAGGAACUACCUGGGGAUCCGAUGGACCAAGAAGUAUCAGAAAUAAACAGCUGUUUUACUUCAGGAACUUGUUCAGCCAUGAGUGCCUCAUCAGUGGUCCAGCCCGAGACCCCUAAGAGAAAUGUAGGCAACAGUGGCAACGUCCCUUUGAAGGACCUGAAGAAAUGCUACAGUGUAGAUACACAAGGUCUUCUUAAAAAACCCUCCUCGUGGUUAGACGAUCAAAGGAGACAUUCCAUAGAAAUUUGUUCCAUGGAAAACAGCCCCCAGCAUCAUUCCACAUCUAGUUCUUCUGGCUUCAUCAGUCAGGUCUUCAGUGAAAUGGAAGGCUUGCAAGGGACACGGCCAAAGAAAAAAAUGAGCCCCCCCUGUAUAUCCAUAGACCCUCCUGAGGAACAGAGGUUGCUACUAAGGAGGUCUUGCACCGCGUCCCCUUCCAGUGCAGAUGUUUGCUUGAGAAGACGCGCACCAUCUUGGGACUCCAAGGACUCCGUGGAUGCAGGGGACCCCACCCUCCCCGACAGUCUGUCAAUAACUCCAACUCCAAAGAAAGACUUGUUGACGCUCCCUAGUUUUUCCUUUGAUCAACCAGAUGUCGACCCUUGAAAUGGUUUCUUUUCUGUUACUGGUGCCAAAAGGUUUUUUUUUCCCCCUCCCUCGUGUAAUAAAUUAAACCUCUCUAUUCUAAAAUGGCACUGAUUUUUUUAAAAAUCCAAAGUUUAAAAAAGAGCUAGCUGGUAGAAGAAUGGUUAAGCUAUAUCACGCUUACUUAAGCAUAAGUUCUGCUUGGGUAAAAGCAAUACAUUGUUCAGAGUCUAUAUGUAUAGUCUAUUUUAUUAAAUUAAUUGAACCUAGUAUUGCAGUAUGUAGUACAUUUUGUGGCUUAAAAACCUGGUUUAUUUUCUCUUGUUUUAUGUACCUCAGAAUAUUCCUGAGACUAUGUUGGCAUUUUUUUUAAAAAAAAUGAAUAUUUUGACCUUUAAAAUUACAUAUUUAACCCUCCCUCUUUUUUUCUUUAUUCCUUCUUUUAUUUUCUUUUGCAAAGCACAAGAUGUAGCCAUUAGUGCAUUACAAAGAACAUGUGCCCCAUAAUAGACCAUAAAUAAGAAUUGUUGGAAUUAUAAUGCAUUUCAAGUACUGAACCAUCCACUAUUUUCUGCAGAGAUUAGCCAUAUCUAUUCCCAAAUUGGAUUUCAUUACAGUGCAAAGCAAAAGGAAAUACAGAAAUUAAACAAUGAACAGACAGAUUUGCAAAAAUGUCCAUUACGUUGAGAAUUCAACUGCCUUCCAGUAAUAUGAAUACAUAUAUUUUGUCAUGGCUUUCCAUAACAAUCUCCAAAAUCAUAUGGAGCGGGAAUACUUAGGAUGAGAAACAUUCUCUGGUCCCACUGCCCAACACUGAUAGGUUGGAAUAGAAGGAAAAAACUGAUACUCCAGCUAUUGCCUACCCCUAAAAGUCUUAUUUCACUCUUUCUUUCGGUGGAAGAAGCUAACCUGAAAGUCAAGGGCAGCUGCUUGCAAAUCCAUCUCAACUGGAACACGUCACGCCCAUUUAUCCAAGUAGAAUGGACACUUCCUUAGUUAUGAGUAACUUCAGUCCUUAACUAUCAUAUUUGUUUAUCUUUAAGAAGUGCAACAAUUGCUGUAUGGAAAAGGCUGUGCUCCCCUGAAACUCAGUCUCCAUAAUGGCAGAUAUUCAGUGUCUAACAACAGGAAUACAUCCUUUGACUUGGGACACGUAGUAUAAAUGUGUACAUUCUGUUUAUUUCAAUGGCACCCGCUGCUAGGAAAGGGAUAGAAGAUUGGAGACAUACACCUGAAAUGAGUGAAUCGUAUGGAUGGAAAUCAAAUUUGCCACAGAUACAGCAGGUGAAGUUUCCUACUAUUUAUUCACAUCCCUACAGAUAUGAGAUAUGCUAACCAUGUCGGGCUACUGUUACAGGCACAAUAUGGACCAGUGAAAGGGGAUGUGUAUCCUGAUCAAUGUGUAGUUCAACUGCUCUAUUUCCCACUAGAGAGACUGAGAAUAUUGUUGUCAUUCAGUGUGUCCUGUUAGAGCAUCACAAAGGAGUCCUCUAAGGUGAAUACUGAGGAUUUUUCAAAAUAGCAUCACAUUCUGCAGGAGGAGAAUUAUGUGAAGGCACUUUAAGUUACAUUAACUUCUAAUCAAUCAAAUGUAGAGGCAGCCCAGAGUGAUUUCAUUAAUUGGCAAUUUAAUGAUCAGAUAUCUAGAAUGAUUACUUCUUCUCCUCUUCCUCCUCAUUACCAUUUUCAUCAUCAAACAAAUUGUAAAAAUUAAAUGAGGCUUUUUUCCCCCCAUAUAGGGGGCAUCGUAUAGCCAAAUCAGACUGGCAGUUACAAAAUUAAAUGCAUUUUUUUACUUAAAUUGAUGCUGAUUUGCAAUAUUGCAAUCCCCUCACACACACUUUUUCUACUAACCUUGCUUACGAGAGAGACACCCCAAUUGUAUUUUGAUAUUCAAAUAAUUCUCAAAGAAAAAUCCUACAAAGGUUCUGUUCUUUCUUUUUCCCACUUAAGUCAAGAUCUUUUAUUUAGCAGAUUAUAGUCCUGGAGACUAGAGAGCCUCUAAUGAUGCUGACUUAUUAAUUCACAUGCCAUUUCUUCCAUGCAAGUUAAUUCCAGUUGGCAUUAACCUCACUCGGCUUUAACCAGUAACCAUGCCAAUUUCUAGAUGUCUUUUCUCCAUUAUAGUAGAGUGCCAGGACUCAAUUUUCAGUGCCAGAGCUUAACCUUGAAAUAGAAGAACAAAUAAAUUAAAAAUGCCCCAAGCAUUUCUUUUUUUCUAAUUCUAAAUAAGUAGCAGAAAUUCCCCAUUGGGGUAAGGCUUUUUAAGUCAAAAGCCUUUUUUCUAGAAUGCUAUGAUCCACAGAAUUAUUUUCCAAGAAAUUAAGCAUUGGGAAUAACCAUCUGAUUUCCACAGAUGCGACCAUGGAAACAUCAGAUCUUGCACAAUAAUAGUAUGGUGUUUUGCAUUAGGUUCUUUUACAGCAUUUUUGUUUGUUUGUUUCUGCCCUACAUACAAAAGAUGAUCCCCAAAUGCUGCUCUUCUAUUUAUAAAAGUAGUCCUUGACUUACGAUCAAUUGUUUAAUGAUAGUUCGAAAUUAUGACAGCGCUGAAAAUAUGACUUACUAUUGGUCUUUGCAGUUAUGAUCACUGCAGUGCCCCCACAAAAUUUGGACAUUUGGCAACUGGCAUGCAUUUGUGACAGUUGCAGCACUCCAGGGGUCACGUGAUCCUGCAUCUGAAAUCUCCCCAGGGGGCUUCCAACAAGCAAAAUCAAGGGGGGGGGGAGCUGGAGUUGCUUAAUGUCCAGAGCAAAAAGUCUGUAAAAAAUCUGGUGCAACUCACUUAUUACUCCCUUGCUUAGCAUUGAAUUCUGGUCCCAAAUUGGUCAAAAGUAGAGGACCAUCUGUAUACCUUUUAUCAGAUAAUUUGAGACAGACUCAUUUCUUCAAACCUUCUCAAAAGCUUUCUCAACUGAGUUACAAGCAUACUUGGGCUUCACCUAUUAGAAAUUAACCCUUUCACUAGAAAAGAAACUCCUACUAGAAGAUCCAGUUAGAAUACUCUGAACAUCUUACAGUCUCCAGCUCCCUCUUGCACUCACCUAACUUGGCAAAUAUAAAAUGAAGCAGAAAGUCAGUUUUUGCACAUACCUUUGAUUUCUUGUGUCCAAGAAAAGGCAUGAUUCUUCAGAUAAAUCAGUAUUGUGCAUAUCCAAGGAUCCUCAGAUUUGUGCUGGCACAAUUUGGGGAGCCUUUUCAGAGUCCAAAUGUGAAUUUGUCAGUAUUGAUGUGACCAAAUUGCUCUUUUCUAUGGAUCACAUUGUCCCUUUAUUCAUUCUUAAAAAUAAUAAUAGGAUAAAAUGAGCUUGCUUUUCAAGCCACAUGAAUAUUUUUGCUAACAUAAUUGAUUUCAGCUUAAUCUCUCUGUUAAAUGUAUUUACCAUUGCAGUCUUAAUAAAUGCUUUAAACCCAGAAUAUCUUUAAUAAAUAUUCUAGGUCAUGCGCUCAUAUAGGCCACAUUUUGGUAAAUAUAGAAACUAAACCAAACAUAAAUAUUGAAAACAAUCGCUAAUCAUAUUUUAAAACCCAGUUUGAAUAUGAGGAUAUAAUCUUAAAUACUGAAAUGUGUAUCUUUAUGAUUAUAAAAUCAACUCACAUUGGACAUUCCUAAAAACACACUCCAAAUGAAUUUUGACAACUAAUAAUUGUUUAAAUCACUCUGAAGUACAGGGGUAUUGUUUGUCAAAGUCUUCAGAAUGCUCCAUACCAAUAGACUCUUAUAUAGUGCCACCUUUCAUGUGGAAAAUUAUAAACAUAAAAUUUAUAACUGUCAUUAUUCCAAUCCAUUGAGUAGAAAAUGAAAUCUAACCAGGUCACCAACUUAAAUUAGACUACCCUUCCUGAACCUAUUAAUCAUUUUAAUAUAUAGGCAAUUAGUGCAAUUCUUACAAAUUAGUUCAUUGUGAUCUUCUCAUGUAAAAUGUAGGAAAAAGCACAAUAUGAUGACCUAAAUGAUUUCAGUCCUUUGUUUUUAAUUACUUGGUUUCUCUACGUCGAAGUCAGCUGCAGAUAAUCAACCUUAUGUAUAGUGAAAGAAUUGUGUCCCUUGUUUUGUCACUCUCCCUCAUGUAACCAUGCUCCUCUGAACAUCUGCCCAUUCAUCCAUCAUGUUUAUCUCCAAGGUCUGUAUACCUACAGCAUCCAGUAUGGCUUUCCCAAAAUGGAACUCAGAUUAAUUUGACAUGCGAAGACAAUAAAGUUAACGAGACAGAGUAAUGCAGAAGCAUCAGAAUUAGGCAAUAUGAUCCUGUGGGACAACUCUUCAUGGUCAACUCACCAUGGACAACUUACCACAAGAAAAUUCGAUGCAAAAUACAACACAAAUAUACAAAAGUUAAAUUAAUUUCAAGAGAAGUUUGACCAAUGAUAAUAAAAUAAAGUCAAUCCAGAAAUACAAAAGUUACAAUAAUUUUGAUGAAAACAUGGUCACCAGUAAUAAAAGUAACUGAGUGAAACAAUUAAUAUAGCAUUCAAUUGUCCCAUAAUGAGUUGGCCAUGGUGAAUUGGCUGGGGUGAGUUGUCCUAGACCCCUCUUCCGGACCUUUUGCAUAGUCAGAAAUAUCUGAAUCAGCUCUUCUGCUAACAUCCUAAUUUGCUAAGGCAACCUGCGGUAUCUACACUGGUUAAAAUGUGCACUAGUUGUCUAGUAAUAUGAAAUCAAUUUCUGGGUAAGGUAAAGUACAAUAUAUUAGGAAGAAACUAAAAUGCAAAAUGUAGCCUGCUUUGAAAUGAGAGGAACUAUCACAAUUCAAAUUAAAAAGGAUUAAAAUUAGUAUAUUUUCGGUGCUUGGGAAGCAUUGCUGGAAUGUUAAUAAAACUAAGGAGUUGCUUCAUGGAAUUAUAUUCAAUAAAGACCAAUCAAUACAUAACUUACUGUAAGCUAAUGCAUUCAGGAAAAUAAAGCAUGCAUACUUUGUGAUACAAAUAUUUUCUACUUGCCCUUUUGAAAAAUCUAAUUGAAGUACUACCGUGUGUGCAAUAAUCUUCAUGGAAUUUUAAAUAACUUUGGGUUGGGCCUUUUUUAAAUAACAUUAGACUUUUUUAUAAAAAGCAAAACAAUGGUUCUGAAGAGAUGUACACCGAUUCUGUAGAAGGGUUCUGUUCAUAGUUUUUAUAUUAUUAUUUUUUGUAGAAAUCGCUAGAGCAGUGUCUAUUCCUGCCAAGCAUCUUAGUAAUAGAAGUGAACUGAGGUCUUGCCUUUUCAUAUGAAGACUUAGGAGAAAGAUUGGUUCUAUGUUAAGGUUUUGAUUUGGGUUUUUUCCUGCUUUCCCAAACAUAAAUUAAAAUGUUGCCCAGUUCUAAACACAUUUUGAAGAGGUGGGACAGAUGAGUAGUUGCUCACAGAUGCAAUCCUUAAGUCCCUUGCCCUUGGUCAGUUGUCUCUCUCUUUAUGGAAGAGAUUUUUCUGAAGGAAAAUGGCUGAGGCCAGGCUGGGGGAGAAAAAAAAAUUGGCCAGUACCUCUAGUCAAAAGGGUCUUGCAUCCAUGGCACGAAUGGAAUUCUGGAAUUAAUAUAGCUGUGUAUUAGUCUGUCUUUGAUCAUGAUAAGCCGUACUAUAAACUUCAGUUUGUCAAUGUGAUUUAAAAAGUAAGCUACAAACUUAACAUACACUUUCUAUGAUUCGAGUGAGAUGUCUGUUCUAUGUUGUAUAGCUUAAAAUAGUUGAUCCCAGCUGCAUUGUGUAGCUUUAUGCACAUAUUUAGUACAUAUAUGCUAAAUUAAGAACGAGGACGACAUGUAGGAAAAGGGCUCUACAGAUGAGACUGGUUUAAGGUCUGAUCUCUGCUAAUAUUAAUAAAUUAGUAUAUUGGAAAGCUUGAUUACAGGGGGAAAAACAUCUGAAUAAGUAAUCUUGAAAGAGAUGUUACAGCUUUUAUUAUUGUUAUUGAAAGGAAUAUUUUGUUAUGCUAACAGCUUUGGUAAUAGGCUAAUUUAUGAAUGUUUAAGACACUGACUUUUGGAUUUAAAAGUCCAUUUUUAAUCAAAUAAAAAACUUAAAUAAAUCAACAUCCCUACUGAGAUGUAAUGUAUGCUACAAAUAAGUAGGCUAACUCAAUGUUGUAAUCAUUAUAGAAGAAAAAAAACCUUACAUGAUUUGAUCAUCAUUUACAGGAAAAUGAUAUAUAUUUUGUUCAUUAAGACUUUGGUGCAUCUGAGUGUGUUUAGAACUGGAUUUCUCUCUAGCUCUCUCUAAUGCUGCAGCUCUACAUUAUUUUUAAAAAUGUAUUAAUCGAAAAGUUUAUUUCUGAUCCUAAUCCCCCAUGGCAAGUUCUAUCCAGUUUGUUUCAAAGCACACCAGCACUUUAAUACUAUGGACUUAGUGUCUGCUGGUAAGAAGAGACGAUUCUGUUUUUGCCAGGUUAUAGUAAUUUAUGAGGGUAAAGAUUUGCUACCACAUCAAAGGGGGGGGGGGAAAAGACAAUGUAAAUUCCAUAUUUGCAAACAUUGCACAUAGUAUUUCUAUAACUUUUAGAGAGAUUACAGGUUAUUUAAACUGUAGAUAAUUUGGAAGAAGAACAAUAAAUACUUUUUUUGGCUUCUGUAGAAUGUAUUCAAUUGAAAAAAAAAUAAGUUUUAUGGGCUAACAAUGCCCCCUUCUUUCCUUCUGUGCCCCCUGACUAUAAUAACCCAUGUAGAAUCUUUCACAAAAAUUACUAGAGUAACCACAGUACCAAUGUCCAUAAACAAUCCAGUAACUGUUUUAGAACUUUGUAUUUAAUAAUCAACUUAUUGUUAUAUCAUAUCAGGUAUAGAGAUUGAAAACUGGGUAUCUGGUCAGGGCAACAAAAGGUGAAAUGAAUGGGGAGUAAUGGAUUAAAAUGUCUUUUUUUUUAAUGAG
Molecule: messenger RNA, 14790 nt
Organism: Ahaetulla prasina
Lineage: Eukaryota; Metazoa; Chordata; Lepidosauria; Squamata; Colubridae
Gene: CACNA1G
Product: calcium voltage-gated channel subunit alpha1 G
Exons: 38
Coding region: 726-7970 (2414 amino acids)
Biological process (GO): positive regulation of calcium ion-dependent exocytosis; calcium ion transmembrane transport; sodium ion transmembrane transport
Cellular component (GO): plasma membrane; neuron projection; voltage-gated calcium channel complex
Molecular function (GO): low voltage-gated calcium channel activity; voltage-gated sodium channel activity
Source: RefSeq, a predicted model, not a curated record